Molecule: messenger RNA, 1047 nt
Organism: Physella acuta
Lineage: Eukaryota; Metazoa; Mollusca; Gastropoda; Physidae
Product: fibrinogen-like protein A
Source: RefSeq, a predicted model, not a curated record
AUGUGCAAUAGCAGCUUUCGUGUUGAAUAUUUACCAUCUUUACUCAGCAAAACCAUAAAACACUGUACGAUUCCUCCUACAGCUGAGGUUAGAGAGUUUGACUACACGACAUACGACACCAGCAAGAUCAUGAUACUACAGCUCGGCCUACAGUACAGCAUUGAGUCGGAGACCCUGUGUGCCAUGCAAUGUAAAAAUGUCAACAUGACGUGCUAUGGUUUCAGCUACAACGUUGACAACAAACUUUGUUCGUUAGGCUCUUGGCUGGUACCCAACAACGGCAGCGGACCACGGGAAAACCUGUUCUCCCUGGGGCCGUUCUGCAACACGACAGCCAACGUGACCUUGCAGCCAGACGGCGACCUAACCUCUUGUGACAAAUACGCAUGCUCAGCUCACCAAGUCAGUGUCGGCAAGAACACGAUAGUCGAGAACAUUCCACGUUACAAAUCGUGCAGUGACGUCACAAACCCAACGAGCCCGCGUCAACUGAUCCGGCUUUACAACGGUCUAGUCGUCAUGUGCGACACAGUUACUGACGGUGGCGGAUGGACCAUUUUCCAAAGACGCAUCACCGGAGAUUUGGGGUUUAAUCGGAACUGGGCGGAGUAUAAAGAGGGGUUUGGGGACUACGGGGACGGGGAGUUCUAUCUUGGGAAUGAAAACAUCCACUGUAUGACAAGUAACGGGGUGUACAACAUGAGGACGGACGUGAAGUGGCUGGGUAACGACUACGCCUUCAACUUCACCGGAUUUCGUUUAGCCAACGAGUCAAAGAACUACGCCUUCAUCGUGUCCUCCGCGAGCCCACUGGUCUACGGCAACCACAACAACUCCUUGUUUUCCACCUACGACAGAGACAACGACCCUGGCACAAAAAGCAGCUGUGCCCUGGCCUUCAAGACCGCCUGGUGGUACUGCGCAGGGUGUCAGCACUUCAACCUCAACGGCGUGUGGGGUCAGACCGGCGUCUAUGGGGUCUACGCCAAGACGCUGUCUUUUGAAAGUGGUAUCAACUUCACCGAGAUGAAAUUUAGACCUGGUUAA